Molecule: messenger RNA, 456 nt
Organism: Penicillium chermesinum
Lineage: Eukaryota; Fungi; Ascomycota; Eurotiomycetes; Eurotiales; Aspergillaceae
Exons: 1
Coding region: 1-456 (151 amino acids)
Source: RefSeq, a predicted model, not a curated record
AUGGGAUACCUUGCCUUAACACUCGACGUGCGUUUCGUGGAGCAGGUCUUCGAAAUGCUGAAGCCCCAUCUCCAUGAGCUCAAGGUGAAAUUGAAAAGCCGAGAGCACAUAGUUUUCCCACCCAUUAUUAAAUAUUCCUUUUGCAAAUUCGUGACCUCAGCAAUAGCGGAGCAGUUCAAAGAGUUGGGCGUUUUGAUCUAUGAUUUCGGUGAAUGUCCUUCACAAGGCAAUCCAUACCAUGCGGCAGCCUCAAAUAAUGCUGCAUUUCUCGAUUAUCUUUGGCGCAACCUGGACAUUCCUCCAUAUGCGCCGAAUAGGCAUGGUGACAGCCCUCUCACCAUUGCUCAACGAGGCCAUAAUGCCGAAGCAAUCAGAUGGUUCCGACUCAAGCGUCUUCUUCAAGUGGCCACUCUGAGGCAGAUAAAGCCUGCUCCGCGUAUUUAUAUCGCAAUCUGA